GUCUGGAAGGCCCGCAUCGUUAGGGAGCGUAGAAGCGGCGUUUCUGGUUACGGGGCUGGACAAAGGGCAAAGGUCAGCCUCUGGGUUGGCGAGCACCACCUUUGGGCCAUGGCCGCAUCUGGGGAACCGGGCCGGCAGUGGCAGGAGGAGGUGGCCGCGGUGGUAGUGGUGGGCUCCUGCAUGACCGACCUGGUCAGUCUUACUUCUCGUUUGCCAAAAACCGGAGAAACCAUCCAUGGACAUAAGUUUUUUAUUGGCUUUGGAGGGAAAGGUGCCAACCAGUGUGUCCAAGCUGCCAGGCUUGGAGCAAAGACAUCCAUGGUAUGCAAGGUUGGCAAAGAUUCUUUUGGCAAAGACUACAUAGAAAACUUAAAACAGAACGAUAUUUCUACAGAAUUUACAUAUCAGACUCAAGAUGCUGCUACGGGAACUGCGUCUAUAAUUGUCAAUAAUGAAGGCCAGAAUAUCAUCGUUAUAGUAGCUGGAGCAAAUUUACUUUUGAAUACCGAAGACCUGAGGGAAGCAGCCAGGACCAUUAGCAGAGCCAAAGUCAUGAUCUGCCAGUUAGAAAUAACUCCAGAAACGUCUUUGGAAGCCCUGACAAUGGCCCACAGCAAUGGAGUGAAAACAUUGUUCAAUCCAGCUCCUGCUGUUGCUGACCUGGACCCUCGCUUCUACACCCUCUCAGAUGUGUUCUGCUGCAAUGAAACUGAGGCUGAGAUCCUAACUGGCCUGGCGGUCGGCAGCCCUGCAGAUGCCGGGCAGGCUGCACAGGUGCUUGUGGAAAGGGGCUGCCACGUGGUCAUCGUCACCUUAGGUGCUGAAGGAUGUGUGAUGCUGUCCCAGACAGAACCCGUGCCAAAGCACAUUCCCACCGAGAAAGUCAAGGCUGUGGAUACCACGACUCUUUCUGUUGAAGUGAUCUACAGUGUCUAUCUUUCCAUCAAUAUCUCACUGUCUGAUUACUAUAUCUUAUGGGCGCUGGUGACAGUUUUGUGGGGGCUUUGGCCUUCUACCUGGCUUACUACCCAAGUCUGUCCUUGGAAGAAAUGCUCAAGAGAUCCAAUUUCAUCGCGGCAGUCAGUGUCCGGGCUGCAGGAACACAGUCUUCUUAUCCAUACAAAAAAGACCUGCCACUUGAUCUGUUUUGAUUGCUACUAACCCUAAAAUAAACGUACUUGGGGGAGGGAGGUGGCCUCUCUUAGCUAGCAGCUUACUAUCAAAUAGCCUCUUCUCCUUUCUUUGCAAAUAUGUUCAUUUGUGAAGUCAUCCUCAGCCUUUACUCUUUUAUAAUAAUGAUUUCUUCACUUUUCAUGUAUUUACAAGAGCCACCCAAAAUUAAGGAUGCCAUGACCAGGACCUGUACAAACAUUACCACGAUGAGGAGCCAGCAAACUCACUUGCCAACAGAUCCUGAAUGCCGUACGUCCACCACAGGGCAGGGCUUGUGGACAACAAUGUCUAGAGUCCGAGCAGAGAAUGUUAAAUAAGGGAAGGGUCACAUGAAUUGGACUGUUCAAGCUGUUCCUAAGAGAGACAGUUGAUAUUUGGUGCUGGUGUUGUCAAAGCUUCUGUUUUGUGAGAGAAGCCAGAAGUUUGGAUGUUUAUUGAAAUUUUUUCAAUGUUUAAGUAUCAGCAAUUGAUUUUUGAAAAAUGUAAACACCACCUGUGGGCCACAUUCAGCUCAUGUGCUGAAUAGACAAGUCAUUUGUUAAGCCAGAUUUUAAGUUGUUGUUUUGCUUUUUUCAAUGGCGACUCAUUUAUGUCACAGACCCUUUAUAGCAGGCUUAGCUGGGACAGGUGAAGGAUUUUUCUUGUAACCCAAAACCACUAUGCAUAGUUUCAACCGAAAAAUAGCCAAGAUCUCACCUAUUAUUGCUUUGAACCAAAGCUUUAACAACAGAUGCCAGAAAAUAGCUGAUCGACUCUAAUGCCACAAGCCCCCGAAACUCAACAACUGUCUACAUCUAAUUCCAACUUCAGAAAGCUACGCUUGCAUGUCCUCCAUAGACAGACUGGGCCAUGGAGAGGGAACACCUUGGUAACACCAAUGUUACCUUGAAACAUUGGUUUCAUCCUUCUUGAGGCCAUGGUAGGCACACCAUCAUUCUAUAUAAAUGCUUUAAACGGUGUAGGAUAUGAACCAGCAGAACUCAAAAUAAAAGCUGAUCCUUCUUACAUUGUCAGAAAUGUGAUAAGGAGAAAACUGAGUAUUUCUGAAAAUCUGUAGGAAAUAGCUUGAGUGAGAAAGUAUCUGGAUCUGGGUAAGGCAGUCUUACCUCACCUGAACAUUAGGGAUUAGUGGAAUUUCCACUGGUUGGCUGUGUGGGACCAUGCCCCAAAAGCCCUAGCCGUGGCUCUAUGGAAAUACACUAUAGCUCUUCUUUAAAAAAAAAAAAGGAAAUCUAGAAGAUAAAGGGAGUCCAAAGCAUUCCUAGAAACUCCUAGAUACUGCUUCAGUAUCUACUCAGUGACCGGAGUUUGAGAAUAUGGACCAAUGGCAUUUUUCCUAAUUAUAUAAGCACAAAACAGAAGUUCUCAUAGUUUCUUUUGUGUUACAAGGCUGGCCCCCUUAUUCCUGUUCACCAUUACCCUCUCUGUUAUUUCAGGGGAGUUUUUUCAAGAUCACUCUAUAGAGUGACUCUGCCUUUCCUAUGAGGUACAAAGAGGAGCAGACUGGAAAGUCUUGCAUAAGUUUCAUUAUGGAAACUUUCUUUUAUACGAACAAUGGUUAUUCUUCAGUAAUGUAGUUGUUUUUUAUUUCAAAGAGUGGGGGAAAACAUCACCAAGAGACAAUAGCACAGGCUAUUUUAAUAUUUUUUAUUAAGGGCUAUAAAAAUAUCCAGAAAGAUAAAUAAAUGUGAUGCAAUGAUCUAUGUCCUAAUAUGAAGAACUUUCUUUCAGUACAUUGUUUUUCUUCACAAUGGCCUUCAAAUCACAGGAGGCAGUGAUUCCGUGCCAUUUCCUCUUCUUUUAUUACACGCUGCAGAAUUUCUGAAUCAGUAUCCCACCCUCAGUAUUCUCAUUUAUAAAUCAAAUUCGUUUUCAAUCCAUUGUUUAGAGGGAACGUAUUUUCUUCUGUUCCACAAAGAGGACUUUUGCUUUCACUGUAAGAGAAAAAUGGGUUGUAGCAGAAAACUAAAAGUUUCAUUACCGUUUUUAAAUAAAAAUACGUAUCAGACCA
Molecule: messenger RNA, 3184 nt
Organism: Callorhinus ursinus (northern fur seal)
Lineage: Eukaryota; Metazoa; Chordata; Mammalia; Carnivora; Otariidae
Gene: RBKS
Product: ribokinase
Biological process (GO): D-ribose metabolic process
Cellular component (GO): cytosol
Molecular function (GO): ribokinase activity
Source: RefSeq, a predicted model, not a curated record